This is a messenger RNA of Coccinella septempunctata (seven-spotted ladybird), 1308 nucleotides long. RefSeq lists its product as uncharacterized. The record is from RefSeq and is a predicted model, not a curated record. The transcript is spliced from 4 exons. The coding region runs from base 1 to 1308 and encodes 435 amino acids. NCBI's taxonomy places the organism in Eukaryota, Metazoa, Arthropoda, Insecta, Coleoptera, Coccinellidae.
AUGUUCCCAGACAAACAAUUCGCCGGGAAGCACCUAAUUGCCCAAAUCAGGAAUAUACGUAGCCGAAAAUUGCUCGCUCCAGACGAGAUCGAAAUGAUUAAGGCCAACACAAGGGGAGACUCACCAAACAAGACAGCUGAGAGAAUAAGAAGAAGCAUCCAGCGACGAAGCACAGCUAUACUGCCAGAGAUAGAGAGCAACCAAGACCGGUGCGAGCAGCAGGUACCAGAACCCGAAGCCGAUGAGGCAAGCCUAGAAAUAAGAGAACUCUUCCAAAAAAUAAACUUACAAUGGACUGGUGUACCUAUGGAAGCUAGACCUAAAAUCCCAAAACUCAACCUAAACAGGAACGCUAAAACUACCAUUCAAGCAGUUGACAACGCGAUGCAAUCGGAAUUCAACACAACGGUCACCAACAUCAUACAACAGACGAAAACUUCAGCUCAGGAUACCCCGCAUCGGCGGAAACCACCUUGGGAGGAACGAAUCGAGAAAAAGAUAACCAAUCUGAGAAGGGAGAUUGGAAUCAUACACACAUACCUGAAGAACCCAAAACCAACGCUAGGAAGUAGACUAAGGAGGUAUCACAAACGAACACAGAGAUACAGAGAGAACAAUCUUUUUUCGAAUAACCAAAGGCAGUUCUUCAGGAGUCUGGACGAAGAAGUAAGUAACAGCAAGACAAAACUUCCAAGCCCGGCAGAUAUGCAGAAAUACUGGUCGAACAUUUGGUCACAGAAGGGAAAACAUAUAACUAACGCAACAUGGAUAGAACAGGAAAGAAAAGAACACAACGGCAUACAAGAGAUGCCCGAGAUAGUGGUGAGUGAAAAAGAUGUGGAGGAGACGGUGAGAAGAAUGAAGAACUGGGCAGCACCAGCACACACACACAAAUCGCUGGCCUCACUGAUAACAGAAGCGAUAAAGCACCCCCACACUAUACCAGAAUAUUUCACGCAUGGCACUACUAUCAUGCUCUCAAAGAAAGGCGACCUAACACAGCCCAGGAACUAUAGACCUAUAACGUGUCUACCAGCUGUUUAUAAAAUUAUCACCUCAACUAUAGGCCAUAAAAUACAGAUACACCUGAAGAAGAACAAAAUCAUGGCUUGGAAACAGAAUGGUUGCAAGGAGAGAGGGAGGGGCAGUAAGGAACUUCUGGUAAUAGACAACAUACUAACGAAGCAGGCAAGAAGAAAAUUGAAAAACAUCUCCAUGGCCUGGAUAGAUUACCAGAAGGCAUACGAUUCGAUACCACACUCCUGGAUCCUUGAAGUUCUGGAAUCUAUAGAGUUAAUAAACUGGUGA